Messenger RNA from Spinacia oleracea (spinach), 854 nucleotides. RefSeq lists its product as uncharacterized. Lineage: Eukaryota; Viridiplantae; Streptophyta; Magnoliopsida; Caryophyllales; Amaranthaceae. The record is from RefSeq and is a predicted model, not a curated record. The coding region runs from base 243 to 509 and encodes 88 amino acids. The transcript has 2 exons.
CAAACCACCCAAGAGCGAGAGCACAACGGCACAAGCCACAAGGCCUACGUGACUGUUUUGUUACCACUCCACCACUCCUUUGCUAGUCACUACGGGAGGAUUAGGGCGCCCAAAUCGCAGGCGAACUCAAAUACCCGAACACAAAACAACCAUUAUUUCCAGAAGACCGAGGUUGGCAGCCGCCUUAUCGUGGUGAAGCACACGGCGGAAAAGAGAGACUGAUAGUAGAGAGGAGAGAGAAAAUGGGAGGAUUAGGAGCUUUCUGGGGGACACGAAUGAUGGAGAUUGUGAAAAAGCAUGACUCUGGUGGUCUUCUUUGGAAGCGAAUCAAGCUAACUUCUACUCGCAAGGCUAACGCCAAGAAGCGCCUUCGUCGUGUUUGGCAGAAUGAAGCAGUACUCAAGGCCUGUUCAGGAGAUCAACCUCCUUCAACAUCAGAUGGUCUAAACAAUGGCAUAGCACCCAGUGGGAGACCAGGCAAGAUUCUUGAACAAAAAAUUGAGGAAUAGAGGAUGAGCUUAAUGAUGCACAAUAGUUAUUGUUUAUGUAUUAUCUUUCCUGCUUGAAUAUUCUUGAAAAAUUAACGUGAAAUUAGACCCAUUAGUACCUAGAAAUUUUGAUUGCUUGACCUGAAUAAUCUUGUUAUUAGGUAGCCCGGUCAAAAUCAUAUUAUUUUCAAACAUUACUUGGAAGGUUAGACUUUUGCGUCAAAGCUCUUAUAGUUUUUACUUUGACUUGUCUUGUUCUCAGUUCUCACAUCAGUGGGCUGGUCAAAACACCAUCAGUUCAUCCAGAUGUCUUUUUUUGUAUUUGCAUCACCAGAUGAAAUGUUAUGAUUUGUGAAUUCUUACCUA